Molecule: messenger RNA, 797 nt
Organism: Egretta garzetta (little egret)
Lineage: Eukaryota; Metazoa; Chordata; Aves; Pelecaniformes; Ardeidae
Gene: HEMGN
Product: hemogen
Exons: 4
Coding region: 122-673 (183 amino acids)
Biological process (GO): regulation of osteoblast differentiation; cell differentiation
Cellular component (GO): nucleoplasm
Source: RefSeq, a predicted model, not a curated record
AGAUAAGAUGUUCUGGGCGGGCAGUCUGCAUUUUUUUCAAGCUCUCAUUAUGCUGCACCGGCAUCUCCAGAUGCCAUUCCCAGGGAACUAAGCCGUUUUCUACCUAAAACUGCAAAGAGCAAUGGAGAGUGUAGGCAAAGACCAUGGUUAUUCGGACUCUUCCCUGCCACCCUCUGCAGCCCGUGAGGAGUAUGCUGUGCCAGAUGUCAUCAUCACCCGCCGCUUGAGAGACCGGGAGCUGCUCCGGAAAAGAAAGGCAGAAGCUCAAGAGAAAGACUCGAUUCAGUGGGUUCUGAAGGAGCAGAAGAGCAAAAGGCAAAGGAGAGGCAGAGGAGCCAGGAGAGGACGGGGCCGCCAGCUAGCAGUGGAGCCCAGCCUGGAGCCAGAACCAGAGCCAGCCUCCCAGCCCGACUCACAGGAGGAGGCUGAGCCAGCACCCUCCGGGCCAGCACCGCCUGAGCCAGUGCAAGAACAGCCGUCCAUGCUGACCAUCCAGGACCUGGUCAGUGGGAUGCAACCAGGACCAGUGGAGGAGGAGCUGGUAGCCGGGUGCCAGGAUCCCAUGGGUGAAGAGGAGGUGCUGAAACCAGCAGAAGCAGAAAUACCAGAAGCUUUGAAUACUCCUCUGGAAAAUGACCACCAGGAUAACAAAUACAGCACACAACUAUUUUAAUUUUCUGUUUGGGGAUUAUUUUUUAGUGUUUUGACUUCUGCCUGAAAAACUUCAACAAGUACUUGCAGAGUGAUUUUAACCAGCACCUUCCUUGUGAGUAAUAAAGCACACACUCUCCUGGUCA